GGCAGCGCGCAGAGGCCAGCCGCGGGGAAGCGGUCUGCCGCGCUGCUGCUGGAGUGACCUGGUCGGUGUGGGUACGCGUCGCGGCGAUGGCUUCCUUCGUGACAGAAGUCCUGACUCAUUCGGGCAGCCUGGAGAAGGAGGAUCUCGGCACCCGGAUCAGCCGCCUGACCCGGAGAGUGGAGGAGAUUAAGGGUGAAGUAUGCAAUGUGAUCAGCAAGAAGUACAGUGAAUUCCUGCCCAGCAUGCAGAGCGCACAGGACCUGGUGACUCAGGUGGACCAGCUAUCUAAUGACAUCGACCUGCUGAAAUCCAGGAUAGAGAGUGAGGUUCGACGGGAUCUUCAUGUAUCGACGGCUGAAUUUACAGACUUGAAGAAACAGUUGGAAAGAGACUCAGUAGUCCUAAAUUUGCUUAAACAACUGCAAGAGUUUUCUACUGCCAUUGAAGACUAUAAUAGUGCAUUAACAGAGAAGAAGUAUGUCCCUGCUGCGCAGUAUCUGGACGAGGCACAGAAAUGCUUGAAGUUACUAAAAUCCAGAAAAUGCUUUGAUUUAAAAAUGCUGAAAUCUCUGAGCAUGGAGCUCACCAUACAGAAGCAGAACAUGCUUUACCACCUUGGGGAGGAGUGGCAGAGGCUGCUUGUGUGGAAGUUCCCGCCAUCAAAAGAUACCAGCAGUUUAGAAUCUUGCCUACAAACGGAGCUUCAACUGUGCACUGAACAGUCCCAGAAAGAGGAGACGACCCCUAUGCCACCCAUCAGUUCUGUCCUCAUGGCCUUCUCUGUUCUUGGAGAACUCCCCACCAAGCUUAAAGCAUUUGGUCAGAUGCUGCUGAAGUACAUCCUUAGGCCUCUGGCAUCUUACCCAUCCCUCCACGCUGUGAUCGAAAGCCAGCCGAAUUCAGUUACUAUUCGCUUUGAGUCUCUGAUGACGGACUUGGAGCAUCCGUCACCAUCUGAGGUUUUUGCAAAGAUCCGAAUGGUACUGGAAGUGCUCCAGAAAGAGCUUCUAGAUUUGCCUCUUGACAUUGAACUCGAAAAUGAAAAAACACCUGCGCUCAUGUUGGCUGAAAUGCUUGGCGAUGUGAUCUGGGAAGAGCUGUCUGAGUGCCUCAUCAAAAACUGCUUGGUUUACUCCAUUCCGACAAACAGCAGCAAGCUGAAGCAGUAUGAGGAGAUCAUACAAUCUACUGAAGAUUUUGAAAAGUCCCUAAAGGAGAUGAGAUUUUUAAAAGGAGAUACUACCGAUUUGCUGAAAUAUGCUCGGAAUAUCAAUUCUCAUUUUGCUAAUAAGAAGUGCCAGGAUGUGAUCGUGGCAGCCAGAAAUCUAAUGACAUCUGAAAUUCACAACACUGUACAGAUUACUCCUGAUUCUAAGGUAAGUCUGCCAGACUUACCCAGUCCUGAUGUGGAUAACAAGCUAGAAGUACAGACGGCGUGUAAAACGGAGUUCAAUGAACCUGUGAACUUAGAGCAUGAAAAUUCACUGGACCCUCAUUCCUUUUCUUUACCCACGUGUCGCAUCAGUGAGUCUGUGAAGAAAUUAAUGGAGCUUGCCUAUCAGACUUUGCUAGAGGCAACAACUAGUAGUGAUCAAUGUGCUGUCCAGCUUUUCUACUCAGUGAGGAAUAUUUUCCAUUUGUUCCAUGAUGUUGUGCCAACAUAUCACAAGGAGAACCUUCAAAAACUUCCCCAGUUGGCUGCCAUCCACCAUAACAACUGCAUGUAUAUUGCUCACCACUUGCUGACCCUGGGUCAUCAGUUCAGAUUACGUCUUGCCCCGGUUCUUUGUGGUGGCACUGCUACUUUUGUGGAUCUUGUACCUGGCUUCAGAAGACUUGGAACAGAGUGUUUUUUGGCUCAAAUGCGGGCACAGAAAGGUGAACUUCUGGAAAGAUUAUCAAGUGCUAGGAGUUUUUCAAACAUGGAUGAUGAAGAGAAUUAUUCUGCAGCAUGUAAAGCAAUCCGGCAGGUCCUGCACCAGCUGAAGAGACUUGGGAUUGUGUGGCAGGGUGUCCUGCCAGUGAGUAUAUAUUGCAAGGCAAUGGGGACUUUACUAAAUACGGCCAUUUCUGAGGUUAUUGGCAAAAUUACUGCUCUAGAGGAUAUUUCUACUGAGGAUGGUGAUAGAUUGUAUUCCUUAUGCAAAGCAGUGAUGGAUGAAGGACCUCAAGUAUUUGCACCUCUCUCUGAUGAAAACAAGAACAAGAAAUACCAAGAAGAGGUUCCAAUCUAUGUGUCAAAAUGGAUGCCUUUCAAGGAAUUGAUGCUAAUGCUACAAGCUAGCUUGCAAGAAAUUGGAGAUCGGUGGGCAGAUGGCAAGGGACCCCUGGCAACUGCCUUCUCCUCCAGUGAAGUCAAAUCUUUAAUCCGUGCCUUGUUCCAGAACACAGAAAGAAGAGCGGCUGCCCUUGCUAAGAUUAAAUAGUGGUGCCUUCCUGAGAAAGCCUUCUCUUGACUGUGGAUUCCCCCUUUGGUGUAGUUAUUCCCUUAAACUUCUUGGAAUUGCCCAUUGGUUUUGGUGAACCAAUGUAUCAAUGGAAGUUUGGCUUCACACAGAACUUCUUACCUCCUGGUCUAUUGAAACUUUUUUGAAGAACUGGAUAUUAAGAUAGGAUAUCUGUUUGAUUCCCAGCACCAGGGGUGGUGCAGGGAAACAGAAGAAAAGUCCAGUGAUACAGCUCAGUUGAUUGACUUUGUCCCUCUCUCCCUCACUAAAUAUGCAACUGCUGCUUCAGGGGCCCUUGAGAACUGUAUACAUUGUAAUUUUAGACCGUGGCUUUGGAGAUUCCAAAGUUAGGAUACAGAAUUGGUGAGAUUUCUUAUUUUUAUUUUUUGUGGGGUCUAGGGACACCUUAUUUGGCCUUGUGGGCAUUAGGGUGACCUCUUGUAAUAUUUCUUUCCAGUAAAUAAUGACUUUGAGAGAUAAGAGUAAGUGUCUUUAAUAACAUAAGCUCUGGAAAAGAGAAAAAUCAAAUUUUCUUUUUUUUUAAAGAUUUAUUUUUAUGUGUAUGAGUAUUGUGCCUGCAUGUACGUGGACCAUGUAUAUGCUUCAUGCUAAGAGGCCAGAAGAGAGGGUAUCGGAUACCAUGGAACUAGAGUUGUGAACCACCAUGAGGGUGCUGGGAACUCAACCCAGGUCCUCUGCAAGAGCAGCCAGUGCUCAUAACUACGCAGCCAUCUCCUGCCCUGAAAACCAAAUUUUCUUACGUGUUUUUCUUUUUAUUGACGUUCAUGGCCCUCAUCGAAGGCCCCUGGACUUGUCUGUUUCUGAGAUAGGGUCUGGCUGUGUGGUUUGGGCUGGCCUUGCACUCUUAGUCCUCCCCUCAGUCUUCCCAAGUGCUACAGUUGUGAGAGUGAUCCACCAUGACAGGCCACCACCUUCCUAAGACUGCUCAUAUUUCUCAGAAGUCCUUUUGUCAUGUUUUGCUGUUGCAGCUAAAUUUUGUUUCGUUGGUGGGAUUCCUUGCCCCUCAUUCUGAAGUACCAUUCUUUCUGUGCCUUGUCAAAUGUAAAGACUAUAAAUUGCCAGUAUUCCUUUGGAUUGUAUGUGCAUAAGAUCCA
Molecule: messenger RNA, 3562 nt
Organism: Nannospalax galili (Upper Galilee mountains blind mole rat)
Lineage: Eukaryota; Metazoa; Chordata; Mammalia; Rodentia; Spalacidae
Gene: Zw10
Product: zw10 kinetochore protein
Exons: 16
Coding region: 87-2426 (779 amino acids)
Biological process (GO): mitotic cell cycle; endoplasmic reticulum to Golgi vesicle-mediated transport; mitotic spindle assembly checkpoint signaling
Cellular component (GO): chromosome, centromeric region; RZZ complex; nucleus
Source: RefSeq, a predicted model, not a curated record